CGCUUUCUUCUGCGUCGCCAAGCGGUUCUCUGAGCACGCCCUUCGCUUAAGGAGCCCAUGUCUCCUCCCGCUUUCUCACUCGAGGAGGCUAUCUUCCGCCGCUGGGUUGGGUGCCUACAGAGUGACAUCGAAGGGGAGUAACCCUCGAUUUCCUCUCACUGCACUGACAAGUUCGAGAGCGUUCUCGCUCAGGUUUGCAACUAACGCCUCGACUACGGUGGAGGGCUCCGAUGUGCUGACGAAGAUUCCUCCGGAUGAUCGAAUUCUUGGUUCUGGAAAGAAUAAUUUGGUACCUGGGGAAGAAUUAUUUAACAUCAUCAAAUCAGCUUGUUGUGGGCCCGAAGGGCUGGGUCAUCAUUGGUUGAACAAUUUUUGUAAUGACUACAGACUCUUGAACCAAGGAGGGAUCACUUUGGUUCUUAUGAAUGCUUUCAUUCAGGAUGACUCUUUAGUUGAUCGUCAUGAUCGUAUUCUUAUAAUUGAAAGAGUAAAAUUGUUCAGAAAAAUAUACCCAAAGCUUAAUGUUAUUGGUCUGCAAUGUGUUAGCUCAGCUAAUUCAACGGAGAUACAUUCUGAGGUUCUGAAAACGAUCAUGGAGGAGUACAUCUCAUUUCCAAUCUUGUUAUUAGACAGAAAUUUAAUUAAGGUGAUAGAUUCUGCUGUCUACUUGUUCUUUGAAGGUGCUCCAGGUCAUGCUUUCUGCAUUAAGACAGAUACAGAGCUGGGCUCCAUAAAGAAAGUGAUUAACGAAUUAAGUUUGUUACUUAAAGAAAACAUGUCUGAGAAAUUAAAUGGAGACAGAAAUCAAGAUGCAGCUACUGAGGAACCAUGUGCUGCCUCUGCUUUCAGAAAUUUACUUCUGUACAAUGCAGGAUCCUUAUCUGUGGAUGAAGAUGGAGGUCGCAUAUUUUUAUCUGACAGCAACCACCAUAGGAUUAUUGUUACUGAUUGUGCUGGGAGAAUUCUAGAUUCGAUUGGCUCUUCCCCAGGACUUGUGGAUGCUGAUUUUGAAUCAGCGAAGUUAUGCCGUCCAGCUGCAUCAUUUUAUAAUGUUUCUGAUGGGUGCUUGUACUUUGUGGAUUCUGAGAACAAUGCAAUCAGGAGAGCUGAUAUGACGAGAAGGUUGGUGGAAACUAUGUACCCUAUUUCAAAGUCUACUAGUAUUUGGGACCGGAUCUCAGGUGUGUGGAGCUGGAUCUUGAAUUAUUUUGGGCUAGCAAAAAAUAAUAUAAAAGCAGACGAGCUUGGUUUUGAUCUUUUCGCCUCUCCUUGGCAUCUAUGGAAUUUAGACGAUAGUGAACUCAUUAUUAUUAGUCGCAGUUUUGCAGUAGCAUGGACCAUGAGCAUGAAAACAUGGAAACUCAAAGAGGUUAUCAGAGGAUUCCAUAACAUCUUAGAGAGAUAUGGAACUUUGAUAGAGGAAAAGCUUUCGUGCUUGAGAGAUGGGUGUUUUCCAUUAGUUUGUUCAGAGAAGAUUUCCUGUGCUGAUUUGAUGUCAGCAGUUGCAAAUAUUCAUGAUGAUAUUAUCACUUAUGACACUGUUGGUCAGAGCCUGGUAAAAUGUAGUAGGAAAUCUAUGCGUUGUUCCCAGAUUCAUUUCUCAAAUAUGGGCGUCCUUGGUGUGCCAUAUUGGUUAUCUUGCCCUAUUGAAAGAGUUUUUAACAGUGGUCGCGAUUUAAGACGGUCAAUUGAACAUGUCCGUAACUUCAGUGUGCUUCCAGGACGGUGUGAUGUAAGGGUAAAUGUAGAAAUACCAAAAAACACUGUAUUAGCGGCACCACUGGAUGAAAGCUGUAUCUGGCGUCAAGCAAGAGGAUCUGCUGCCGAGGUUUCUAUGUUUGAGAAAGGUGACUCACUUGAAGAGAAGGUUGGUGUUGCUCAGCAAUGGUUUGAUGAGUUGGAUAACCUUGCCUUUGCAAAUCCUGAAUUUGAAAGCCUGGAAUCUAGUGAUGAGGUUGAUGUUAAAUCUGCAAACAAAAGUUUCGAAGACACGGGGAAGGUUCAUUUUAACUGUGCUGUCAAUGUUAGCCCUGGUACUAGUGAGGUAAUUGUUUCCGCAGCUCUUUAUUUGAAGCCAAACCCAGCAUUAAGUUUCGAAGAAGCAGCGAGUUUGCUAAAUUCACAGAAUCAUGAAAAUAGAAUGCUAGAGAGAGAAUCCUUCAAUUUAUUUCUUAAAAAAUGUGGGCAAAUUUCCGACAUAAUCUUCACAAAACCGUUGCAUCUAAGAAUAAAGUUGGAUUGUGGAGAUCAUCCCGCCGCUCCUACUACGAAAGAAACCAUCUUGACGGACACCAGAUUAGAGUUGAAUGUGACUUUAGAAUAAUAAGGCAAAUUUACAUGCAUACCACACAAUUCUUAUGUAUUUACUCAUCUAACACCUUAAAUUUGAUAUUUACAUUUGUGACAUCUCGGUGUCAUAAAAACACGCAUCAAAAAGCUGAAUUUCCGUUUUAAAAAGAUAGUAAUUGUGAUAUUUUUUAUAUGAUGUCAAAGGUAUCAGCCAUAUGCAUGUAAAUAUCAAACCUCAUAUGUUAGAUAUCUAAAUACAUAAGAAUUAUGUGGUAUGUUCGUAAAUGCUCCGAAGAAGAAUGGUUCCUCAGGCGCUUAAUGUAGUUCGUUCUUUUUCUCUUUAUUUAUUCUUUCUCCCCUUAUUUUUGAGGUGAUUAUUGCAGACUUUAGGUUUUAGGUCUUGUUUAGUGUUUAUGAACCAUUAAUAAUAUUCAUGACAUAUUUAAGAUUACAAUUUGUCUUAUUGGAGUUAAUACUGUAUUUGUCAAA
This is a messenger RNA of Phalaenopsis equestris, 2778 nucleotides long. RefSeq lists its product as uncharacterized. Lineage: Eukaryota; Viridiplantae; Streptophyta; Magnoliopsida; Asparagales; Orchidaceae. The record is from RefSeq and is a predicted model, not a curated record.